Molecule: messenger RNA, 2174 nt
Organism: Morone saxatilis (striped sea-bass)
Lineage: Eukaryota; Metazoa; Chordata; Actinopteri; Moronidae
Gene: kif9
Product: kinesin family member 9
Exons: 19
Coding region: 1-2085 (694 amino acids)
Biological process (GO): microtubule-based movement
Molecular function (GO): microtubule motor activity; microtubule binding; ATP binding
Source: RefSeq, a predicted model, not a curated record
AUGGAAAUUGAAGCUUGCAAAUGUCUCCUGUUGUGUUUUUCAGGUACUGUGAUGUGUUUUGGGCAGACAGGUGCAGGAAAGACCUACACCAUCACAGGAUCCACCGAGUCAUACAAGCAGAGAGGCGUCAUUCCUCGGGCCCUUCAGGAGGUGUUUCAGGAGGUGGAGAAGAGGACCGAGCACGCCUUCUCUGUGUACCUGUCUUACUUGGAGAUCUACAACGAGACCCUGGUGGACCUGCUGUCGUCUCUGCGAGGCUCGCCGCCGCCGCCUCACAGUAUGGUGGUGAUGGAGGAGCCCGGCAGAGGGGUGUUCAUCAGAGGUCUGUCUCUUCACCUCGUCCACAGCGAGGAGGAGGCCCUCAACCUCCUGUUUGAGGGUGAGAUGAAUCGCAUUAUUGGAUCUCAUGCCUUGAACAGGAACUCCUCCAGGUCCCACUGUAUCUUCACUGUGCAUAUAGAGUCCCGCUCACGCACCCUGUCUGACGCCAAGUACAUCACCUCCAAGCUGAACCUGGUGGAUUUGGCUGGGUCAGAGAGGCUGGGAAAGACUGGGUCAGAGGGUCAGAUGUUAAAAGAAGCCGUCUACAUCAACAAGUCCUUGUCGUUCCUGGAGCAGGCCAUCGUGGCCCUGGCGGACCGUCGCAGAGACCACGUUCCCUUCAGACAGAGUAAACUCACACAUGCCCUCAAAGACUCCCUGGGGGGGAACUGCAACACUGUGCUUGUGGCCAACAUCUAUGGUGAGGCUGCACAGAUAGAAGAAACACUUUCUACUCUGCGUUUUGCCAGCAGAAUGAGGUGUGUGCGGACUGACCCUGCUGUGAAUGAACACAUGGAUCCAGCAGCUCACAUCAAAAAACUUCAGAAGGAUAUACAGAGGCUGAAAGAGGAACUGUCCAUCUGCAAUAAAUUUGCGAAGCGGCCAAGCAUCUCGUAUGAGUCGUUGUCUGAAGCGCAGCUGGCUGAGAUCAACAGCCAGGUUCAGAGAUACCUAGAGGGAAGCCUGGAGGAAAUCAGUAUCGUCAGUAUCAACCAGGUCCAAGCAGUGUUCGCCCAGUUCAAGCUUGCUGUGCAGGAACAGAAGCAGAAAGUGAAGGCUCAGACCUUCAACUUGAUAGAGAAAGACCGAAGUGCCAACACAGCUGCUAACAAGGAGUGGGAUACCACAGGAAGCACUGAGGAUGUGGAGGUUGGUCAGUUAACAAAAAAUGCCAACCAGCCAAGUUCGACCAAAGCCAAAACUAAGAAAUCUAGGGAAAAACCGAGCCAAAAUAAGAGACAGGGAGCUGGGAGUCCGGUUACAAGGAAGCGUUCAGAGAGUGCCUCCAAAUCAAAGCUGAUUUCUGUCCAGACACCUGAGAGGGAUCAGGAGUUACAGGAACCAGACUCAGAGAGCCAGGACACACAGGAAUCACAACCGCCUGGCAAUGAACCCUUCAACCCUGGCUCUCCUCCGCCCAAAGAAGAGGCCUUUGAGGUCUUUAAGGUGGGACAGGGCAGCAAAAUAAACUGCAUCCUUAAGGAGAACAAAACCGUGCUGCUGGAACGCUGCACUCUUCUUCGAAAGCUCACGGAUGAGGUCAACGCUGUGAAGAGAGAGAUCGACUGCACCACAGCCACCAUACAGCAGCACAAGGAGCUGAGAAGAGACCAAGGUCAGUAUUUGGUUAUGGAAGGGGAGCCACAGCUGCAGGAGCCAGAGGCCACUUUAUUGAAGAAGCUCAGAGAGCUGAAGGCCCAGUACCGGCAGAGAUACAAUGUGCUGGGUGACAUCAAGGCAGAAGUCAACUACUGUCAACACCUUGUGGAUCAGUGCCGGGUGCGCCUGCUCUCUGAAUUUGAGAACUGGUAUAAGAAGUCUUUCCUGGUACUUGAGGAGGAGCUGGACAUAACUCCAGAGAAGGCCCUCACAGAAGAGGAUGCAGAUGAGCAGCUUUCUCCUCACAACCCCAGCUCCGAGUCCUUCUACAACGCUCGCUACAGAACGCUGAAAAGGAGGAACAGCAGGGCGCUGGUCUUUACUCCAGUGCAGAGGAACUCGUCAGGACACAGAAGACUUCCUCCAAUUCUACCUGUUACAUAAGUGAGUUUUAUGUACAGACCGAACUGUCCACGUGUGCUCAAUGUGAUGAAAUGUAAUUCUGCACAAAAGACACAACACAAUGAAUCAGC